GGUUCUUCCAUAGGGUGGCUAAUAAAAACACACCAAACCGGGCAAACCCCGAAAGUGCUCUUCUUACCUCCCCAAUUAUGGAAACUCCUCUCUGUCUUGUCCUUUUCUUCUUCUUCUUCUCCUGCUCUUCUUCCUAUCAUUCUUCCUCUUCUUUUCGGGUAGAUCGCGAUCCACCGUUCGAGGAUGGGGCGAGGGAAGAUCGAAAUAAGGAGGAUAGAGAACUCGGCAAACCGCCAGGUCACCUACACCAAGCGAAGAAAUGGCAUACUCAAGAAAGCCAAGGAGAUCACCGUUUUGUGUGACGCUGAUGUCUCCCUCGUCAUCUUCUCCAGCACUGGAAAGAUGACCGAGUACUGCAGCUCCUCUACUACGUUGAUAAAGAUGUUGGACGGGUAUCAGAAGGCUACGGGGAAGAAGCUUUGGGAUGCCAAGCACGAGUUCCUGAGCAAGGAGGUUGAUAGAAUCCAGAAAGAGAACGAUUGCAUGCGGAUCAAGCUCAGGCAUUUGAAGGGCGAGGAUCUGACAUCACUGCAUCCGAAGGAACUGAUCCCUAUCGAGGAAGCUCUCCAAAAUGGUCUCACCAAUGUUCGAUAUAGGCAGGUUGAGCUGUGGAAGUUGCUAAAGAAAAAUGAAAGAACAUUGGAGGAGGAGAACAAGCACUUGAGUUAUAUCUUGCAUCAUCAGCAGUUGGUAACGGAUAUGAAUGUGAGAGAGAUGGGUUAUGGGUACUGUGAGAAAGAAAGUGAGUAUCCUUCGCAUAUGCCUUGCACCUUCCGUGUGCAGCCAAUCCAGCCCAACUUGCAGAACAAAUAGUACUGUCCACGGCAUCCAUCACGUACUCUCUUCGAUCCCCUUCCAGACACACAUUGGCCCCCUUUCUUUAUGGGGGUUCAAAUGCAGAUUAUGUUUACAGUUUACUAGAAUGCGAUGGUGAUGAAACUUUGACUUUUUAGGGUUAUUGCAAAUGUUUGGACGUUUGACGUUAAGGAUGUUUGAGGAAAGAAAAACUGCCCUUAUUAAUCUCAUAAACUUGUUAAUCUUGGCCCCCUAUAUUUGUAGGGGUUAAUGCAGAUUAUUCUUAGUAG
This is a messenger RNA of Magnolia sinica, 1085 nucleotides long. RefSeq names its product agamous-like MADS-box protein MADS9. The transcript is spliced from 7 exons. The record is from RefSeq and is a predicted model, not a curated record. The coding region runs from base 184 to 813 and encodes 209 amino acids. Gene Ontology annotation, molecular function: RNA polymerase II cis-regulatory region sequence-specific DNA binding; DNA-binding transcription factor activity, RNA polymerase II-specific; protein dimerization activity. Gene Ontology annotation, biological process: positive regulation of transcription by RNA polymerase II. Gene Ontology annotation, cellular component: nucleus. NCBI's taxonomy places the organism in Eukaryota, Viridiplantae, Streptophyta, Magnoliopsida, Magnoliales, Magnoliaceae.